CGCCAUAAAACGCCCUGCCGCGCUCCGUUGUGCCUGACUGCACGAGGGACCUGUAAAAGCCUCCCAAUAAUGAAACAGCGCUCGGACCGCUGUGUUGUGGCCGCGGAGGGCUCUGUCCGGACCGCUGCUUCACCAACACACUGGACGGCUUGAAGCAGUAUUUGAGCAUUAUUUGACCUCAACACGUCUCCAGCGCGUGCAAAACUCGACCAUUUUUGUUUACAUCCGCCAUGCAGGAGUCGGAUAAACGAAAAGGGGCGGCGACGGCGGACGUUCAGGUCGAGGAACAACCCAACGCGCUUAUCGCGUGCAAAGUCCCCGAGCAGGUCUUCAAUGACACCCACGUCAAGGACCAGUUUGAAACACUGUUUCACCAGUUCGAUGUAGGAGUAUAUUUCCAGUUCUUCAAAAGCUUUCGGCGUGUACGCAUUAACUUCACCAACGCAGUGGCUGCUGUUCAGGCAAGAGUGAAACUUCACAAGAGUGAUUUCAAUGGCAAAGAGAUGCGCCUCUAUUUUGCCCAGUCUGUGCAAAUCGGCAGUCCUCGACUAGAGCCCCCAAAGCCAGAAAAGCAGUUCCUCAUUUCUCCUCCAGCCUCUCCUCCAGUGGGUUGGGAGCAGGCUCCAGAUGCUAUGCCUAGCGUUAACUAUGACCUACUGUGUGCUGUCUCCAAACUUGGUCCAGGUGAGCAGUAUGAGUUGCACACUGGAACCACCACCACUCCUAGUGUGAUAGUGCAUGUGUGUGAAGACGACAGCUCGGGUGACGAAGAAGAAACGGAGGGAGGAACCCGGGCUCGCCCCAAAAUCAUUCAGACUCGGCGGCCAGAUUACACUCACUCUGUCAACAAGUGAAUUUACUUGACCAUGCUGGCAAACUAGUAAUUGAACUGAUAAUCCAGUUUCACCCUCCACAUCACCAUGGAGGCAGCAAAAAUAAGCACCUUUUUCUUAUAUGUGGAAUAUUCCAUCUUUACCAUCACACAUGCUUCUAAAUUAAAUCUGGUUAAUUACAGUAGAACAAGAUCUUUUUAGAAGUGAAUUUAAUUUAAUUUAAAAAAGAUGCUUCUGCUUGGCAUUACAUUCAUAUACUGAAAAAUUGGCAUUUGGAGGGUGCUUGCCUGUUUUUUGUUUGUUUGUUGAUUUUUUUUAUUUUUUUUUUAAAUUCAUUUUAUCGUCAUGUGUGAAAAUGAUCUCUACAUUGUUAAGGGCCACUAAUGUAGACCAACUCAUUGUCAAUAUGUUGUAGCUUGUUGUGUCUGUCCAUGUUGGUUCUAGUAUUGUGCAAAAAUGUAAUUAGCGUUACUGCAGUUUUCAAACGUUUUUCUGAUUUAUUAUGCACUUGGGGCCGUAUUCAGAGUUGAGUUAAGCAUGUGGUGAGGGGUUAAUACUAUAAUUGCACCGAUUUGUUAUUUAGACCUCAGAGACAACUACAGUGGACAGAUUUAUUUAUUGGGGGUGGAAAAAAAAAUCAGGCGAUGAUCGCCAUGAAAACUUUUUUUCUUUUUUUGGUCUUCUUUUCAUUUAUUGUAAACUAUUUUAUUGUGUCUUGCUUUUAGGGUAUUUUUAUUGCAAAAAAAAAAAAAAAUUAGUCUUCUUUGUCCCUCAACACUUUCUAUCCUUUUUUUUUUUCCUUUUUUUUUCUGGCUUAAAGAUAAGCGCUAAUCUUUAAAUGUGCGCUUCUCUUUAAAUCUAUCCAGACAGACUUGCAAAACUCCUUUCACAAGAGCUCUACACAAAUUCAAAUCGGACUGAUUUCUUUUUUGUUUAGGAAAGAAAGGCAACUUCUCAGGCAUGAACUACAUGUGGGUAAUUUUAAUAGUUCAAGAGAACUUUCUCUUCAUGGAUAGUGAUGUAAUUGAACACAAGUCUGAAUACGGCCCUUGAAGAAUAACGCCUUAUUAUGUGGUACACGUUUGACAUGACUUGAGUGUCGCUUCAGAUCUGUUCCAUAAAAUGAUCUAAUGUGAUCUGUUGUACUCUGUUGUCUGUGGAGAUUAGUCAAAGCCACUGUCCGAGGGUAAAGAAGUAGAAUUUUAAAAUGCAUCCUGUGAUUUGUAGCAAAUUUACCAUCAUCUUUACUAAGUAUUUGGUGUAUUUGAAUGUAGCCCCUAUCCAUUAAAUAAGCUUCAGGAUUAUA
Ictalurus punctatus (channel catfish) is the source of this 2139-nucleotide messenger RNA. RefSeq names its product regulator of calcineurin 1b (gene rcan1b). The coding region runs from base 231 to 854 and encodes 207 amino acids. The record is from RefSeq and is a predicted model, not a curated record. Gene Ontology annotation, molecular function: calcium-dependent protein serine/threonine phosphatase regulator activity; nucleic acid binding. Gene Ontology annotation, cellular component: cytoplasm; nucleus. Gene Ontology annotation, biological process: calcium-mediated signaling. The transcript has 4 exons. NCBI's taxonomy places the organism in Eukaryota, Metazoa, Chordata, Actinopteri, Siluriformes, Ictaluridae.